Messenger RNA from Clunio marinus, 228 nucleotides. The record is from the annotation of a GenBank genome assembly. NCBI's taxonomy places the organism in Eukaryota, Metazoa, Arthropoda, Insecta, Diptera, Chironomidae.
AUGAUAAGGAAUCGUAAUUUUGUGGAACAAGCUCCCACUCGUGUUACGGCAAUUAGGAACCACAAGGAAAAUAUUAGAAAUUUGGCAAUUCAACUUCAUUUCAGAAUUUCAAUGAUACUAUUCUUGAUAUUAGGUAGAAAUUUAUCUACUCAUAGUAGAGUGGGUGGAAUGUUUGAAAGAAAUGAAAACUUUCUAUCUAAUGUUUUACCAGAAUAUCUCGUUUUAUAG